Messenger RNA from Acanthoscelides obtectus, 252 nucleotides. NCBI's taxonomy places the organism in Eukaryota, Metazoa, Arthropoda, Insecta, Coleoptera, Chrysomelidae. The record is from the annotation of a GenBank genome assembly.
CUUGGUCUUCUGUUGAUCAGUUCACCACGCCUGCAAAAUGGUGUUUCGAGAGGGAACAGCUCUAUUCCGAUUAAUGUUGAAGUUGCGACGAAACUCACGCUGUACGACGAUGACUGACUCAUUAUUUCGGACGAAACAAUCAUAGGCGAAAACGCGGUGCUUCACCGUCCAAGGCUCCAUAACGACAACUGGUGAACUGGUAAAAUAAUGCUAGGAUCUCACGAGUCAAACGGCGCCCUCCCCACCUCUCUC